AGGCUCGGAAUCAGGUACGGAUUUCUCUCUGAAAAUGCCAAGCCAGUAAUGGAACGAACACGAGAGAGAAAAGGAGAGUAAAAAAAAAAAAAGAGAAAAAGGUAGCAGCGAGUGUUAGAGAGAGAAAGUGAGCUAGUGAGAGGGGAUGGGGCAGAUCGUGAAGAGGAAGAAGAAAGGGAGACCGUCGAAGGCGGAUCUGGAAGCUCGAGCUUCAUCAGCGUCGGAGCGGGAUACACGGCGGAGCUUACGACGACAAAAUGUGAGGUAUAACGUAAUCGACUACGACGAUGAUUACAUUGAAGAAGAUGAUGAGGAGGAUGAAGAAGAAGAGGAAGAAGUGAGAAGGCGAGAGAAGAAGGUUAAGCUCGUGGAUAAGCUCCACAGCAGCGAAAGUGCACACUCUUCAAUUGCGCGUGGAGGGCACGCGCUAGGAAAUGGGGCAUCGGUGGAGGAGAACGAGGAGGAAGACGAAGAAGAGGAGCGCGGGAAGAAGCCAUUAAAGAAGAGGAAAAUCAACGGUGUAGAUGCUGCUGAUUAUGAUGAUGAUGAUGAUGAGGUAAGGGUACGAAAGGGAGACACUACAGGGCAGGACUCUGCUCCAGGGACUCCCACAGAAUCUGCUUCUGGAUUGCCUUUGCCGGAUAAGAAAGUAUUGGCAUUGAUUCUUGAUAAGCUUCAAAAGAAAGACAUAUAUGGUGUGUAUGCAGAGCCCGUUGAUCUUGAAGAGCUUCCAGACUAUCUCGACUACAUUGACAAUCCAAUGGAUUUCAGUACGGUGAGGAAGAAGUUGGCUAAUAAAUCAUACGGUACCUUGGAGCAAUUUGAGAGUGAUGUGUUUCUAAUAUGCUCUAAUGCAAUGCAGUAUAAUGCACCAGAGACCAUAUACCAUAAACAGGCACGUUCCAUUGAAGAGCUGGCAAUGAGGAAAUUUCAGAGGUUAAGGGCCAACAUUGAGCGUGCUGAGGAAGAGAUGAAGGCAGAACAGAGAACACAAUCAAAUUCAUUGGUGAAGAAGCAAAUAAAGAAACCUUUUGGCCGGACCAUCCAGGAACCUUUUGGCUCUGAUUUUUCCUCAGGUGCUACUCUUGCCACUCAUGGGGAUGUCCUGAAUUGUUCUGCUGCAAACCAAGCUAGCGGCUGUCAAAGGCCUUUUGUUACUGACGAGCCUCUUGACGCCAACUACUCCUUGGUCGAUAAUAAUAUUGAUAAGAUGGAAGAUAUGACAUCAGGAAAGGGUUUACCAUCCAAACUUGCGAGGAAGCCAUAUAUUGUUGAUGAAAACCGUCGAGCAACAUACAUUAUAUCCAAUCAAACGGUGUCCAAAUCAGACUCGAUAUUUACAACCUUUGAGAAUGAAGUCAAGCAGCUUGUUUCUGUUGGUCUUCAUGCAGAACAUGGCUAUGCCAGGAGCCUGGCUCAUUUUGCUGCAACUCUUGGACCUGUUGCUUGGAAAAUUGCAUCCCAGAGAAUUGAACAAGCAUUGCCUGCAGGGUUUAAGUUUGGUCGUGGAUGGGUGGGAGAAUAUGAGCCACUUCCAACCUCAGUAUUAAUGCUUGAACCUCGAACCCUGAAAGAAUCACAUUUUUUCUCCAAGUUCAAGGGCACUGCUGAUGCACGAAAGGUUGACAUGACUUCUAAAACUCCCAUCCCUCCCAAUGAGUGUGCUUUAAGUGGUCCUCGUAAAGAGCACUCUGUUCCAGUUAAAGAUGAAAAAUUUCUCGGCAGGCCUCCGAGAGAGCCUUUUGCUCAUGUCAAGGAACAUCGUGUCAAUGGGUCUGUGAGGGAGCAUUUUGUUCCUGCUAAGGACCAUCCUGUCAGUGGGCUUAAUUCAGAAGGGAAGCCACCAUUAUUUCAUCCUAGGAAUGGGCCUGUGUUGGGAGCAAAACCGUCUUUAUUUGCUGCUGGAAUGGCAGCUAGCCACCCUGCACCUUCGACUUAUCUGCAGCAGAAUCUGCCUUUUAGGAAUACUGCUGCACCUGAGAAAAAGGUUACAAAGCAAGUUGAAUUGAACUUGCCACCUUUGGCUAAUCAACAUGAUGCUGACAUUGUUGCAGAUAAGCAGCGUUUGAAUAAUUCAGAAAUGCCAGUUUCCCGGCCAAGAGAGAUGGUGCCAAGGAACUCAAAUCUUCCAAAGCCAUCACCGUUUAAGCAGCCAGAUUAUAAUGGAGUUGGCUCUAGAGGAUUACCCAAUGGAAAAGUAACUGGAAAUCCCUUGAAUGGUGGAAUGAUUAGUUCAUCAACUGACACUGUUCCUAAUCAAGUUACCAAAGCAGCAACUUUUUUGGCAUAUGGACAAGAGAGAGGUCUUCGUGACCCAGUUGAGUUGAUGAGAUCUGCUGAAAAUGGCCAAAAGCAUGAGAGAUCAACGAACCAUACCCCAGCCGAUAGUCCUUCUGUAGCGGCUUCAGUUCCAUCUGUAAGAAAUGAUUCAAGCAAUGUUUCAUUAACUGCUGCCCGUGCAUGGAUGUCAAUAGGAGCCGGUGCUUUUGAACAACCAACAGAAAAUUCUAGCACUCAUAAAACUCAGAUUUCUUCCGAGUCAUCAUAUAACCCAGCUCGGCAGCUUCAUCCUCAAAGUCCACGUGUUCAGGAGCAGUCUCUGCUUCCCACCAGCAUGCAAUUGUCCGAUAGGAGCAGUUUUCAAUUUCAGGUAUUUCCACACCAACCUUUUCGGCUAGGAAACGGUUCCCAGUUGCAAGACAGACCUAUGGUCUUCCCUCAGUUGGUAACAACCGACUUUUCUAGGUUCCAUGCACAGUCUCCUUGGCGAGGUCUCAGUCCACAUUCCCAACCAAGGCCAAAACAAGACACCCUUCCUCCAGACUUGAAUAUCGGUUUCCAGCCCCCAGGUUCCCCUAUGAAACAAUCAUCCAAUAGUAUUAUGGAUUCGCAGCUGCCAGAUCUGGCUUUGCAGCUCUAAAUUCAGGCAGAUUUAGUGAGAAGUUACGCAGAAAAGAAGAGCGCAGAGGUUGGAUCUGUCUCCUGUACCGUGGGCCCUAUCUCUCACAGCUUUGGUGCAUAAGAGGUGAGAAUGCCCCAUCUUUCAGAGAAGAAAUGGCCUUUAUUUGUCUACCAUUGAUGAAAAAUUACCUAAAUCCAGUCCCCGAUCAAUAAAAUGGUGCCGGAUUUUCUAAUUCCUUGGCGUCAGGCGAUAUGGGAUCCAAUCAGAGGAUCAAGGAAGAAUAUUUUUAUCACAGCAUAAGAUUUUCUCUCCUUUUCUUAACGAGGAUUAUUCACUGAGUAGCUCAUCAUAGGAAGCUAAAAUCUUUGGAGAUCAGCAUGAGAAUGAUUGAAUUUUAGCAACUAUCAAUUGAUUAGAGGUUGGUAGACUGAUUGAUUAUUAAACAACAGAACCCAUUGAUGUCUUGUACAUGAGUUACAGGUUGAUGAGGAUUAGUUGCAUAGAUUUUAGUUGCUUCUAUGGCAUUACAUGUUAUUUCAUCGAGGAUUAUGCUGGUAGUGUUGUUAUGUACAUGUGAAAGGUAUUAUCACAAAUGAAAUAAUUUUCUGUCAUUUCCUCUCCA
This is a messenger RNA of Tripterygium wilfordii, 3524 nucleotides long. RefSeq lists its product as uncharacterized. NCBI's taxonomy places the organism in Eukaryota, Viridiplantae, Streptophyta, Magnoliopsida, Celastrales, Celastraceae. The record is from RefSeq and is a predicted model, not a curated record. The coding region runs from base 146 to 2920 and encodes 924 amino acids. Gene Ontology annotation, molecular function: protein binding. The transcript has 9 exons.